Aureobasidium melanogenum CBS 110374 is the source of this 1440-nucleotide messenger RNA. Its product is annotated as cytochrome P450 monooxygenase-like protein. Bases 1 to 1440 code for a protein of 479 amino acids. The transcript is spliced from 3 exons. The record is from RefSeq and is a predicted model, not a curated record. Gene Ontology annotation, molecular function: heme binding; iron ion binding; monooxygenase activity. Lineage: Eukaryota; Fungi; Ascomycota; Dothideomycetes; Dothideales; Saccotheciaceae.
AUGUUGGACACGCGACAUGGACGUUUGCUAACAAACCAACAACGACAGACUUUGUAUAUCUCGUUAACAUCACCAUUAAAGAAUGUACCAGGUCCAUGGAUUAGUCGCUAUACCAAUUUGCAGCUGAAGUUCGCUGUUACCGGAGGACGUCGCAUCUUCUACAUCGAUGACCUACACAAGAAGUAUGGCCCCAUUGUGCGUAUUUCGCCAAACGAGGUUGCCGUUGCAGACCCAGCCGCAUUCAAGCAAAUUCAUGCUGUCUCGUCCAAGUUCACCAAGGACAUAUGGUAUGAAAAGCUGACCAACUUCCCGCGUCUGAGCGUCUUCACUAUGCGCAACCCUCGCGAACACGGUCAGCGUAGGAAGCUCUUUGCUCGUGGUUUUAGCAAGUCAUACCUUAGAGAACACUGGGAGCCCACCGUCCGCCAGAAGACAUUCCUUGCUGUUGAGAAGAUCAAGGUCGAUGCCCAAACUGGUGUUGCGGAUUUGCUCAAAUGGUGGACAUUCAUGGCUACAGACAUCGUUGGUGUCCUUGGCUUUGGCGAAUCGUUUGGUAUGCUCGAGCUUGGCAAGAGAACCGAAUAUAUUCGAGUGCUUGAAGCCGCCCUUAUUGGCAACGGAAUUGGCGCUGAGAUGCCUUGGCUCCGAGCCAUCGGAAGCCGCAUACCUUUCAAGCCCCUCAAAGAGGCUUUCAACUCGAGCUCAUACAUUCUCGGCUACGGCACCAAAGCUGUCGAGAAUGCCCGGAAGGGCGGCCAAGACUCGAAUCUGAUGGCGACCAUCAUGGCUGAAGCCGAAAAAGGUGAAGCACACGUCGACGAUAUGGAUGUUCGAACCGAGUCGACCUCGUUGAUCUUUGCUGGUUCAGGCACGACUGCCAACACCAUGACUUUCCUUUCUUGGGCAGUUCUUUGUCGACCUCAGCUUCGCGCAUCCCUAGAGGAGGAAGUCGCCAAACUGAGUGACGACUUCACUGAUGCAGACCUUGAGAAGUUGCCCCUUCUCAAUGCAGUCAUCAACGAGACACUGCGAUUGUACUGUGCCGUGCCAGGUAGUCUGCCUCGAGUAGUGCCUGAGGGCGGCGUAACACUCGACGGAUACUUUGUUCCUUCCGGCACCACAGUCAGCACCCAAGCAUACACCAUGCACAGAGAUGAGAACCUCUGGCCAAACGCCCAAGAAUUUGACCCCUCUCGGUGGUUUGAGGGCAAGGAGCAGAGUGCAGCAGCAAAGAGCACAUUCUGUGCGUUUGGUGCAGGUGCCUACAGCUGUCUCGGCAUCAACCUCGCAUGGAUGGAAUUGAGAUAUGCUACUGCCUUCCUCUUCCGCGAGUGUAAAGGGAUGCGUAUUGCUCCGAGUAUGCCUGCAGAUUGUAUGGAUCUGGAGAAUUACUUUGUCAUUGUGCCCAAGGGACACAAAUGCGAGGUCACUUUGCAGUAG